CUGCCUGCAUGCGAACAAUGUUGUUAUGCGUGAGCAUUGUGUCAUGAGUUCAUUUGAGUUAAGUUAAGCGGCAGAACCGACAGUUUCUGUGCAAAGCAGAAGCACUGCUCACUUUUUUCGGGAAGAUCUUUCUGUGUGCAAGAAAAUACCAUAAUGGCUAAAUAUGCAACGAGAAGAUGGCCUAGUUGGUUGCUUUGCUUCGGAAAGGUUGCAAUGGAUCCCGCCGAAGACGAAGGCUUUGAGAAACAUUUUCCAAAUAUCGGACUAACUGCACAGGCUUCGACCUCGUCAGCCUUUGAAUCUGCAGAGGCAAGACCAGAGAAAAUCCCAGUAACGGCAAGGAUGUUUGCAGAAAGUGUCAACGGAUUUUCAAGUCAGUACGGAGGGGAGAAUUCUCGAGGCUAUACUGCAGCAAAUCUUGCAGGAGAGUCGUACAGAUAUCCUAGCUAUGGAGAUUUCACAGAGGCCUGUGUUAUGAGAACAUAUGGUCCCUGGUGGUGUGAGGCUCCCUCUGCACCAAUUCAAAUUGGCAGAAAAGAGGAAUGGUUUCUGGCAGAAGAUUUCAUAGACUUGUACUACCCGAAUACUGUGAAUCCUGAAAGAAUUGAUAUAUACGAAACAUACAAUCCUGGCUCUGUCGUUAGGAUAUUGGCUUGUAACAAAGCUCCACACGAGUCUUUCAUAGAUGGCGAUAGUGUAUGCUGGGAAGUGCUGUGGAGUGGACCUCCUGUGAAACUGGCACCGCAAGCAAGGCUGUUUUCACCACCUAUAAAGACACCAAGUUUUGCCACGAGGUUAAUUCGCAUUGAACUAAACCAGUCUCUGUGUGAAUAUUACACUGAACUUGAUGCAGUUUACAUGACUGGUACAAGCUCACAACUGGACUCAGCUAUGCAGAGGUCGGUAGAUGACGCGUUAGAAUAUCUGGACAUUGGCAAAUUAUCAAUCACAGAUUCAUCAGAGCCUGCUGAGAAUGGUAUAAUUGAUACUGAUUCAAAGGUUCCAGAAAUGGACAGAGAAUGUAGCGGACUGUUUCGGUUUAUUCCUGAUGAAGUUAUAAGCCAUCUUUUAACAUAUUUAACGUUUAGGGAUUUGGGAGCCUUGGCGCAAUGUUGCAGAUUUUUGAGAUCUCUUUGUUAUGAUCCCUUAUUUUACAAAGAAUUAAAUUUGAAGCCUUUCUGGUCAAAGAUAUCCAAUAAAAGUUUAGAAGGAUUAAUAACGAGAUGUCGCCAUAUUGAAAAACUUGACAUGUCUUGGUUAGGCCCGCUUGGUGCAAUAUCUGUUCCUGUCUUCAAUAAGUUUCUUACAACAUGUGGCUCCGAACUCACCCAUCUACGCCUAUCAGCUUGCGAUUUUUUAAAUGAAAAUUCGGUUGGGACGAUCACAACUGUAUGCACAAAUCUUUUAGAGCUUAACUUGGCAUCAUGCAACUUCGAGCGACCUGAAUAUCUUUCUUGUAUAAAGAAUCUAAAGAAGCUGCGUAAUCUAAACUUGUAUCGCAUUCCUAUACCAGAUUCGAUACUGGCAUCUAUUUUUAUGAAUUGUUCCAAUUUAGAGUUCUUAAAUCUUGGAAGUAAUACUGCAAUUUCAAAUGGGAAUGAUGUUUUGGAAAAUCUUGGGAGCUAUUGCAAAAACCUACGUGGUCUUGAUUUAUGGAGGUGUAAAACUGUUGACGCAAGAGGCAUCAUCUCAUUAUGUGAGUCAUGCCCUGGUAUUGAAGAGCUUGAUUUUGGUUGGUGUGCUAGCAUCAAGUCUAAUGGACAAGCUGUUAUAAAAGUUGCCGAAUCAUGUCCAAAAUUGAAGAAACUUUUCCUGACUGCAGUAAGAAGUACCAGUGAUGAAGAUGUUGAUGCCUUGGCGAAGAAUUCAUUAGAGCUGGAACAGUUUGAUAUGCUAGGGACGGCCAAUGUGCAUCCCAGCUCGGUUUUUAGGCUCCUUUCGAAUUGUAUAAAUUUAAAGAUGUUGGAUGUUUCUUUCUGUUCGAGCAUCGAUGUUGAGACGAUCAAUCAGUGGCACAAACAGUUUCCCCGAGUAUCAAUCAAAAAGAGCUUUACAAGCUGAAGUGAAUGGCAAAUCCAACUUCGCAACACUGUGGUUAAGCACCACAUCGAGGCUAGAAAGCUGCUUUCCCACCUGGCAUUGUAUUUUGUUGUGUCAUUAAAAUCGAAAAUAAUUUCGUUCUGAAAUCAAUAGAUCACACGAAUAUAAAAUUUUGUUUGACAAAAUCAAAUUGACGAUGACAGAGUUAAAAUUUUCUUUACAUCAAUAUUGUAAGUUUUGUUUCAAUGUACUGUAAUAUUUUUAUUCUUUAAUCAUUAAAUAAUUUUCAGUGAUAAAUUUUGGGAUUUCGUUGAUAUUUGACUCCAUACAUGACGUCAUACAUGUCAAACAGCCUACUUGAAAAGAUAAAGUUGUUCUCGUUAGAAAUUUGUCCUGUUGGAAAAGUUUAAACGCAUACUACAGAGUAGAGAGAUUGCUAGAAUAUUUUCCUACAAAAUUUUGCUUGAUUCCCUGCAAAUAAAUCUGCAAAUAGUCCCUGACUUUUUUUUAUCUCAGAUAAUAGUACAGAAUAAAAUUUCUUUUUGACAUUUUUCUGUCGUGAAUCAAUAAAAACUUCAAAAUUUCGAAGUUGAAAAAAAAUAAAAAUUAGCCAAGAUUCCAGUAAUGUUAACAAGUUAGUGCUUGACAUGUCGCUAUGAUAACAGACAUCGUUUGAUUAGUUCUUAUUGUAUAUAUUCAAAUUUUUACUUUAUUUGUUUUAAAAACGACAAACUUUUAAAAAUAGCUUUAGUUUCUAUUUAAGACUUGACAAACUAGAUUCGAGUAAUUGAAUUACCGUAAAUCCUCGAAUUAGCUCAAUGGGGGCUUUUUUAUAUUUUUGGAUGGGGUUUAUUUGAGGGCGACUUAUACGAGGGAGGGGGCUUAUGAAAUUAUCUAGAACAUGCCGCAUAAGAAAUAAUUUUUUAAAUUUAUUUCUUUUACAAUCAAUCCAAUCAAACACAAUGUUGCUAUCGUUACUCGGAAAGGAAAGCGAGAAAUUGGUUUGGUUGUCCCAGUGAAGUUUAAUACAGAGAGCAAGAACAAUAACAUAAACAUAACAUAAGAAAUGCUGUAAUGUAGGCUAUAAGCCUGUUACAGAUCGCUUCUAAUCUAAUUGUUGUUGUUGGUAGGGGAUGCUCCUGAAAAACAUGCAAGUUAAAACAUUGGAGUCCAUGCGCAAUGGAAAGAAACCCAUUGGAUGAAAACGAAUCAAAGCUUGGAAAAUUUGAAUGUAUGACGUGUCUCAGUUUUUCCGGAACAUCCCCUUGCCCAGAUAUUGGUGACAAAACUGCUUGAAAAGCAAAAUUUAUCUGGAACUCGCUGUGCAUAAUGAAGAAGACAUUAUAAGAAGACCUCGUAUAUUUUAGUAAGAAUUUCUUUAUGAAAAUUUAAUUAAUUCUUACCAAGAGUAUAAAUUUUUGUGGUACUUCAAUAAACGCCAAAGGCAACCUCAGAUGGCAAAGAUCAACCAGUCGAGGGGGCUUAUUCAAGGAUUUACGAUAGAAGUGGGGGCUUAUUGACAAUUAGUAGUUCAAGAGUGUGGGCUUAUUCAAGGGGGGCUUUUUCGAAGGGGGACGUUAAUUCAAGGAUUUACCGUAAAUGUAUACAUACGAAGAUUUUGGUUAAAGAUGAUCUUCUUCAUUACCUUAACUUCAUAUCCUUUAUUAUGUUGCUAAAAGACCAUUGCUAGUCUUCAAGUCAUAGAUCCGGUAGAGCAUAUUUGUACUUAGUUUGUGCAUAGAUAAUUGUGAUUGACAUACCCUCACCAGAACCUGUCUGUUGUUAUCGCCUUUACAUUGUAUUUAAAUAAUAAUAUAAAUGAAUUUAUUUUGCACUGAGU
This is a messenger RNA of Rhopilema esculentum, 3880 nucleotides long. RefSeq names its product F-box/LRR-repeat protein 4. Lineage: Eukaryota; Metazoa; Cnidaria; Scyphozoa; Rhizostomeae; Rhizostomatidae. The record is from RefSeq and is a predicted model, not a curated record. Gene Ontology annotation, biological process: SCF-dependent proteasomal ubiquitin-dependent protein catabolic process. Gene Ontology annotation, cellular component: SCF ubiquitin ligase complex. Gene Ontology annotation, molecular function: protein binding.